CUUGCUUCAAUGGUGGACGUUCCAUGCCUUCUGUUUACAUCAAUGCUUCGUAGUUGUACAGUGUUCCAGUUAGAGUGAGCAGGCAUCCAAAGUAUCAUGACCCUGAAAUCAAAGCAGCUAAAUAAGUGGUGACCACAAAGCCUGAUUAAAGGGAUAAAUACACCCAGGCCAUUACAGAGAGAGCUGUAAUGGCUUACUCGCAGAUCCGACUGAAAAUUCUCCCCAGCGUUCGAUGUCUCUUUGAUAAACUGGUGCAGGUACGAGUAGAGGGACUCACUCCUUACAAACAAGUCAAACUGAGGUCCAGACUAGUUGAUGACGGAGGGCGGGUUUUCAAGGCUUCUGCCCUGUACAAAGCAGAUGAAACAGGCCAGGUGGAUGUCUGCCGUGCACCCUCUCUGGGAGGAAGUUACACCGGAGUGGAGCCCAUGGGCUUGUUUUGGGCCAUGGCACCGGAGAUUCCACACAGUAAACUCCUGAAGAAGAAUGUGCUCAGCCCAACACUUGUGGAGAUCGAGGCGAUGAGUGCAGAGACUGGUGAGCUGUUAGCUUCUGAAACCAACGAGAGAGGAUACAUGACAGAGGGGAUGAAGAGAAUACCUGUGCAAGAGGGAAGGAUACGAGGAGUCCUCUUCAUACCACCAGGUGAGGGUCCAUUCCCAGGAAUAGUGGAUUUGUACACAUUUGGUGGACGUCUCACAGAGCCCAGAGCCAGCCUGUUAGCAAAUAAAGGGUUUGUUGUACUGGCACUGGCCUACAUGGGCUAUGAGGAUUUACCAAAAAAACCUAAAAAGUUGGAUUUGGAGUACUUUGACGAGGCUGUGACAUAUCUGAGGAGACAGCCAGAGGUUAAAGGUCCGGGGAUCGGCAUCAUAUCGAUCUCUCACAGUGGCGGUUUGGCUCUGUCAAUGUCCUCUUUCCUCUCUGGGAUCUCAGCGACCGUCUGCAUUAAUGGCUGCAACGCAAAUACUGUGAUUCCUUUACACUACAAAGAUCUCAUUAUACCACCACUUACCCCUGUCCUGAAGAAUAUUAAAUUCACAGACUCUGGGCUUUUAUAUGUACGUAAUGGCUUACCUGACCCUUCUUUGGAAAAGAACAGGGCGUCACAGUUUCCAAUUGAACGUGCCAGCUGCCACUUCCUGUUUGCUGUUUCUGAAGACGACCACAACUGGAACAGUGUUUUAUUUGCCAACCAGGCUGCUGCUACGCUAAGAAGUCAUGGCAAAGAGUCUUUUCAGGUUGUUACAUACCCUAAAGCUGGACACUUUUUGGAAGUCCCUUACAUGCCUCAUUGUCCCUCUGGGUUUCAUCCAGCCGUAGGGAGCGAGGUGACAUUUGGUGGGGAGCCAAAAGCCCACUCUGAGGCUCAGCUCGAUCUGUGGGAACGAGUCCAGCAGUUCUUCAAGAGCCACUUGGACAACAAGAGUAGGCCUACUUGUUAGCUAGCAAUGCUGAAUCAAGUGUAUCAAGCAUGCCAGAAGGGCUGUCGUUAGUAACACUUAACACUGCCUUCAGUUUCUAAUUAAUGACAUUUUCAAAGGUGUACUUAAUGAUACUUAACGAGUACCAGCACGGAAGGUAAAGGAGCCAUCGUAAAUUACCUGCUUGAUAUGUACAUAAACUAUGUUUUAAAACUAUGAGAAUGAAGAGAGGUGAUUGAAGAUGAGAAAUUAUUGUAUAUGUAUGUAUAAAUGUAAAUGUAAGUAGGAAUA
Molecule: messenger RNA, 1715 nt
Organism: Trematomus bernacchii (emerald rockcod)
Lineage: Eukaryota; Metazoa; Chordata; Actinopteri; Perciformes; Nototheniidae
Product: acyl-coenzyme A thioesterase 1-like
Exons: 5
Coding region: 189-1445 (418 amino acids)
Biological process (GO): fatty acid metabolic process; acyl-CoA metabolic process
Molecular function (GO): fatty acyl-CoA hydrolase activity
Source: RefSeq, a predicted model, not a curated record